AUAUCUUUCUAAGAAUAACUAACGAAAUUUAUAAAAAAAAUAAGCUAUGGAGGAGAUAAUAGAAAAUGAAAAUAGUGAAUUAGGCUAUCAAAAUUUAUUGCCUGUUGCGAAUAUUUUACGUAUUAUGAAGACAGCACUUCCAGAAAAUACUAAGAUUGCACAUAAAGCUAGAGAAUGUAUGCAAGAGUGUGUUUCUGAAUUUAUUAGUUUUAUUACUUCAGAAGCAUCAGAAAAAUGUCUUCAAGAAAAACGUAAAACAUUAAAUGGUGAAGAUAUUUUGUCUGCAAUGAUAACAUUAGGUUUUGAAAACUAUGCUGAGUCCUUAAAAAUAUAUCUUUCAAAAUACCGUGAAAUGUUAAAAGCAAAUCGUGAAGGAGCUACCCCUUACUAUUCAAGCUAAUGAGAUCCAAGCUUUUCUUUUAUAAUAAUGUCUAUAACUAAUAAUC
Pneumocystis carinii B80 is the source of this 446-nucleotide messenger RNA. Its product is annotated as transcriptional activator hap3. The coding region runs from base 47 to 400 and encodes 117 amino acids. Gene Ontology annotation, cellular component: CCAAT-binding factor complex; nucleus. The transcript is spliced from 4 exons. Gene Ontology annotation, molecular function: DNA-binding transcription activator activity, RNA polymerase II-specific; protein heterodimerization activity; RNA polymerase II cis-regulatory region sequence-specific DNA binding. Lineage: Eukaryota; Fungi; Ascomycota; Pneumocystomycetes; Pneumocystales; Pneumocystaceae. The record is from RefSeq and is a predicted model, not a curated record. Gene Ontology annotation, biological process: regulation of transcription by RNA polymerase II.